This is a messenger RNA of Durotheca rogersii, 2192 nucleotides long. RefSeq lists its product as uncharacterized. NCBI's taxonomy places the organism in Eukaryota, Fungi, Ascomycota, Sordariomycetes, Xylariales, Xylariaceae. Bases 463 to 1707 code for a protein of 414 amino acids. The transcript has 6 exons. The record is from RefSeq and is a predicted model, not a curated record.
GGUUUGGCUUCUCGCUAAGUCUUAUGUUGACCAUGCCAUCGUAGCAGCGUCGUUCCCGUUGCGGCAACUAGCUCCGCCCCAUCUCCUAGGGACUCCCGGAUUCGAAAUUCUCGGGAGUUAAAGAAUCCUCAUUAUACCUGCCAUCUCUAUAUAGAUCGGCUUAGGGCGAUAGGGCGACGCUAUGGGCCGACGAGAGCGGCUUUGGGCCUUUUAACAUAUAGCGGCCAGCUCCACCGGCGAAACGUGCCCCAUACGUCUUCUGCGAUUUCCCCUUCAAGCCUCCCAACGCCUGAAUUCCAUCGACGGACACACUCAAAUCCGAAAGAAGCUCGACGCGCGAUCUCCUGCUAUGGAUAAUCGUCUAACGAAGCACCCCGACUUCAAACCUAGUUACUGAACGGGCACAGGAGAGGGAGGACAGGACUCACCGACUGGGGACGAUAGGUGGCUGCCUAGCCCGGUAUGGAUGUCGACGAUGGCCUCCCUCAUGACAGGCGCGGCUGUGAGACGAUAGUAGCCGUGUCGCUAUGCAUGUCCUUUGCUACAGUGGCUGUGUGUUUGCGACUCUACGCAAGACAGUUUAUCCUCAGACAGCUAUGGGUGGACGAUUAUCUGGCGAUAGCCGGUAUGAUCGGAAUGAUCGUGAACGGCAUAGUACAAUGCGUCCAAACAGGAUACGGGCUCGGCGACCACAUUUGGGACUUGGGAGACGACGAGCGAGCAAUGACUUUCUGGAAACUCUUUUACACGCAAACUAUCACCUACAGCACCACGCUUAUGUUUAUUAAAUUCAGCUUCUUCUUCCAAUACUAUCGGCUGAUCCAAGACGUCCCGCAUUACCGUGUCUUCUACAUUACCGCAAUGGCCGUGGUCAGUGGCUGGGUCAUUGCGCAAGAGUUCAUCCUCAUAUUUACGUGCACACCCAUCCCGAAGUUUUGGAACUCGGACCUCCCAGGCACAUGCAUGGACGGCAAUCUCAUCGGAUGGAUGAAUGGGGUUGGGAAUAUCGUUACCGACCUGAUCAUACUCGUGCUUCCUAUUCCUGUUGUGUGGAGGUUGAACUUGAAGCGGGGGAGGAGGUGGGCAGUAUUAGGAAUCUUCGCCCUCGGAUUCUUUACUUGCGUCGUGUCGAUAUGCCGCCUCGUCUUCUUCGCGAAGCUCAGCGCGGACUUCACCUACGACCUCGUCGACGUUGCCGCCUGGGGCGAGGCCGAGGCAUCCUCUGGUCUCAUCUGCUCGUCGCUCAUCGCGAUGGGCCCCUUGAUACGCCGAUUUUCCCAUCGCUUCCGAUCAGUAGACAAGGCGUCGGCCACCCCCGGUUAUCCGUUCGCGGGCACGGGCGCCUUUUCGCGGCACACUCUGGACAGAGAUAAGAGUUUGCUGAGAGCUAAUUCGAGUUCUAAGAAGCAAUUCGACGGGAGCGAGACCGAACUCAACCGAAUAGACCCGGAUCAGCAAUUAUCGCGGAAGGAUGAGAUGCACGAUGAUGGAAGUACAAAAUCAUCGGGGUUGGAGCAGUCUACCAGUAGCGAGUACCCAGGGCCGAUGCCCGACCUUCGGUUAGGCCUUAAAACAGGGAUACAGACCAUCAUAAGUUCCGGGGACCACGAUAGCAUACGUUCUCCGCUGCCCACAGAUACCAAGGGGAUUGUGGUGAGGCAGGUUUGGUCCGUUCGCAACAAAGAAUCCACUGAAAGAAGUCCUUAAUUUCGGCAGGGAAUAAGGUCUAGUGGUUUGCAGGCUACAGGAUAACCUAAUAACAGAAGUUUCUCCUUGACAUUCGUGAAUAUAUCCAGACAUUAUCUACUACUGGAUGGCUAUAUGGACAACAGAAGAAGACUAGAACGUGGCCAUAGUAAUCUCCCUCCUGUGUGGUAGAAAUGCCGUGCCGUCCCUAAAUCCCCUUAUUAUAUCCCGCCUAUCUGACAAGAGUGUCAUCUCGAGAAUCAUCCUAUCCUUGUCGCCCAUGAAAGGUAAGUUCUCAAUUUAUAUCCUUGGUCUUCUGACGAUAGCUGCAUUUAAUUGUGUCAUAGAACAGCAAAGUACUGUUAGGCACCUCAAGGAGAAGCUACCUCACCUCGUUAAAGGUCCUGUGAGGUUGGUGUGUGAUGGGGACUAGGGCCUGAUCUGGCGGAGUAAGGCACUUCUCAGGCAGCUCUCUACCAGCUCUCUUCUGGGACCCCGUACUUGAC